AUGGCUGAGGUUGCCGUCUCAACUGUGGUUCCAAAGCUAGUGGAGCUGCUGAUGGCGCAAGCAGCGGGGGCGGUUUCACAGUUGGCAGGGGUAAGAGGGCAGGUGGAGAGUUUGAAGAACGAAUUGGGGUGGAUGCAGAGCUUUCUCAGGGACGCAGAUGCCAAACAAGAAGCCAACGACCGAGUUCGCAUGUGGGUGUCGGAAAUCAGAGACGUGACUUUCGAGGCAGAGGAACUCAUAGAAACCUAUGUGUACAACACAACCAUGCAGAGUAGGUUGGACAAGGUGUUCAGACCUUUGCAUCUGUACAAGAUCAGAACCAGGAUCAACAAGAUCCUGUCCAAGGUUAAGAGUAUAUCCAACAGGCGAGAAACAUAUGGCGUAGAAAUGACCGGUGAUGAUGGUAGUAAUAGUAAUGAAAGGUUGAGGCACUGGAGACAGCCUUCACCUUAUUCUGAGGAAGAGUAUGUUAUUGAGCUUGAAGAUGACAUGGGGUUAUUUCUUACCCAGUUGCUUGCCCUGGAGCCAACGCCUUACGUAGUUUCUAUUGUUGGAAUGGGUGGUUUGGGGAAAACCACUUUGGCCAAGAAGCUCUACAAUCACACCAAAAUCACCAACCAUUUUGAGUGCAAAGCGUGGGUGUAUGUCUCUAAAGAGUACAGGAGGAGGGACGUUCUAGAAGGGAUUCUCAGGGAUGUGGAAGCUCCCCCCAUAACUGGAAUGGAGAGAAUACCCGAGGAAGAGUUGAUUAACAAGCUGCGCAAUGUGUUGAGAGAGAAAAGGUAUCUGGUGCUGCUUGAUGAUAUUUGGGGGAUGGAGGUUUGGGAUGGGUUAAAGUCUGCCUUUCCUAGAGGGAAGAUGGGAAGUAAGAUAUUGCUCACCACAAGGAAUUGGGAUGUUGCUUUACAUGCUGAUUCCUGUAGCAAUCCUCAUCAGUUGCGGCCGUUGACAGAAGACGAGAGUUUGAGAUUGCUCUGUAACAAAGCUUUUCCUGGAGCGAAUGGCAUCCCCUUAGAGUUGGAGAAUCUUGCGAAGGAGAUUGUGGUCAAAUGUGGAGGUUUGCCUUUGGCUGUGGUAGUGGUUGGUGGUUUGCUGUCUAGGAAACUCAAGUCAAGUGGGGAGUGGAAACGGGUGCUGCAAAAUAUCAGCUGGUACUUGCUAGAAGAGCAAGAGAAGAUAGCAAGAAUUUUGGCCCUAAGCUACAAUGAUUUGCCUUCUCAUUUAAAAUCGUGCUUUCUAUAUUUGGGUCUUUUCCCAGAGGGUGUGAACAUUCAGACUAAAAAAUUGAUCAGACUAUGGGUAGCGGAGGGAUUUCUUCUGCAAGAAGGGGAAGAAACUGCGGAAGGUGUUGCACAGAAAUACUUGAAUGAGUUGAUUGGUAGGUGCAUGAUUCAAGUGGGAACAGUAAGCUCGUUAGGCAGAGUCAAAACAAUUCGCAUCCACCAUCUGCUUAGGGAUCUUUCACUCUCUAAAGGGAAAGAAGAAUAUUUUCACAAAAUAUUUCAAGGUGAUGUGGCAGGUCCGUCCAGUAAAGCCCGCCGCCAUUCCAUACAUUCUUGCGAUGAGAGGUAUGACUUCUUAAAACACAAUGCUGAUCAUUCACGUUCCUUGCUGUUCUUCAACAGAGAAUAUAAUGCAGAUAUAGCGAGGAAACCCUGGCUUCCUCAGCAAGAAAAGAAGUUGGAUUUCAUCUACAAGAAAUUUAAGCUUCUCAGGGUAUUAGAAUUAGAUGGUGUUCGAGUAGUUAGCCUGCCAAGCACGAUAGGGCACUUGAUUCAGUUGAGGUAUCUAGGAUUGAGGAAGACUAAUCUAGAAGAAGAACUUCCACUUUCCAUUGGGAAUUUGCUAAACCUACAAACACUUGAUUUAAGGUAUUGUUGUUUUUUGAAGAAAAUACCAAACGUAAUGUGGAAGUUGGUGAAUUUGAGACAUCUGCUCCUGUACACUCCAUUUGAUCCUCCAGAUAGUGGCCAUCUACGGCUGGACACGUUAAUCAAUCUACAAACCCUACCACACAUUGAGGCUGGAAACUGGAUCGUAGAUGGUGGUUUAGCGAAUAUGGUCAACCUCAGGCAAUUGGGGAUUUGUGAAUUAUCGGGAAAACUGGCGAAUUAUGUACUUUCUACCGCACAAGGAUUAAACAACCUUCAUUCACUGUCACUAUCACUUCAAUCUGAAGAGGAUGAAUUUCCAAUCUUUAUGCAUCUGUCUCAGUGCACUCAUCUCCAGAAGCUCUCUUUAAAUGGAAAGAUCAAGAAACUACCUGAUCCACAUGAGUUCCCACCAAACCUCUUAAAACUAACUCUACAUAACUCCCACCUAAAGAAGGAGUCUAUUGCCAAACUGGAGAGAUUACCAAACCUUAAAAUGCUCGUUUUGGGUAAAGGGGCAUAUAAUUGGCCGGAACUGACUUUCAACUCUGAAGGGUUUUCACAAUUGCAUAUUUUGCGACUUGUUCUUUUGAAAGAAUUGGAGGAUUGGACAGUUGAGGAAAGUGCAACGCCAAGGCUUGAAUACAUGGUUAUUGAUCGUUGUGAGAAGCUGAAAAAGAUUCCAGAAGGAGUGAAAGCUAUCACUUCUCUGAAGAAAUUAAAACUUAGAGGAAUGCCAGUAGAUUUUGAACAUAAACUUCGGACUAAAGAUUUCUACGAGUUCACAAAUACUCCAAUAAUUGAAUCGACUACAGACAUUUUGGCUAUUGGUAAGCUACUUUAUUCACCAAUCUGA
Sphenostylis stenocarpa is the source of this 2727-nucleotide messenger RNA. The record is from the annotation of a GenBank genome assembly. NCBI's taxonomy places the organism in Eukaryota, Viridiplantae, Streptophyta, Magnoliopsida, Fabales, Fabaceae.